Messenger RNA from Dovyalis caffra, 1473 nucleotides. Lineage: Eukaryota; Viridiplantae; Streptophyta; Magnoliopsida; Malpighiales; Salicaceae. The record is from the annotation of a GenBank genome assembly.
AUGGAAGAAAAUUCUGUUUCCAAACAUCAAGAUUCCACGUCGGAUUCCCCUGAUCAUUCUCAGGUUUGUUCGAGAAAACCGAACCUGAGUUCGCUACAAAUACCGGCAAGGUCGUUAGAAACAGAAUUCAAGAAAAUCGAAAUCUCUCAAAGCCCUAGCUCAGCUAAACCAGGCCUGCCGCCGCGGCCGAAUUCAGCUAAAUUUAAAUCGACGGUGAAGAAUUUGCUUCCGCAGAGAAGUAUAAAAGCGAGAAAUUUAUCACAAGAUGGUGAGAAAACAGUUCUAAUUGUUCCUGAUGCGCCGCCGUCUGAUAGUCCUGCCAAGCCUUCUACUUCUCGGUCGUUUUCGCUUAAUAAAGUUCUGUUUCCGUUAAAAUCGGCGAAUUCUUUGCCUGUUACGCCGUGUGCGAAUUCCGAUCCUGAGGCCGUGCACGAGAGAAAUGUUAAUUCUUGUUCUGAUGAUAAGGUAGAAGUUCGGCAUCAUAUAAGACGAUCGUUGUCUGUUCCGGUGAAUAUAAAGAUAAGAAGUUUAAGACGGACUGAUUCAGGUGGAGGUUUGUUUCGUGUGGUUUCGGCAACUCCACGUCCUGUGGUAGCAGAUAGUGUGUCCACGAAUGAUCCCUCUACGACAGAAAUUGCGAGUGAAGAUGAUGGUGAAGAUAUUCCUGAAGAUGAAGCCGUUUGUAGAAUUUGUUUGGUUGAGCUUAGCGAAGGAGGUGAUACUUUCAAGAUGGAGUGUAGUUGUAAGGGGGAGCUUGCGCUUGCGCAUCAGCAAUGUGCUGUGAAGUGGUUUAGCAUCAAAGGAAACAAGACAUGUGAUAUUUGUAAGCAGGAUGUUCGGAAUCUGCCUGUAACAUUACUAAAGAUACAUAAUCCUCAAGCAGCUGGUAGGAGGUCAUUACCUGUACCCCAGCAAAGGGAAGUCGCUCGUUACAGGGUUUGGCAGGAUGUACCAGUUCUUGUCAUGGUCAGCAUGCUGGCAUAUUUUUGCUUUCUGGAGCAACUACUGGUAUCUGACUUGGGCCCUCGUGCUCUUGCCAUUUCAUUGCCUUUCUCUUGUGUUUUAGGUCUCCUUUCUUCCAUGAUCGCUUCCACCAUGGUAAGCAGGAGUUACAUAUGGGCUUAUGCUUCCUUCCAGUUUGCUGUAGUCAUCUUGUUCGCUCAUAUAUUUUAUACUGUGCUCAAUGUGAACCCUAUACUCUCUGUCCUGUUAUCCUCAUUCACUGGUUUUGGGAUUGCGAUUAGCACAAAUUCUCUUCUUGUGGAGUACCUGAGGUGGAGGGUAAGCAGGCAAUUGCAAUCUUCCCAUCAGCAAAAUAACAGAGCUGUUCAGCAAGCACAGCAACUGCAACAACAGUCCACGCAGACACGGCAGCGAGAUCAUCAACAACCCAGACAACAAUCCAUAGAAAAUUCCAAUGUUGGACCCACUGAUAGUUCAAGGCAACGAGAAGCUAUAAUCCAGAUUACGUAG